Messenger RNA from Cottoperca gobio, 1101 nucleotides. It is a transcript of the gene cfap96, whose product is annotated as cilia and flagella associated protein 96. The record is from RefSeq and is a predicted model, not a curated record. NCBI's taxonomy places the organism in Eukaryota, Metazoa, Chordata, Actinopteri, Perciformes, Bovichtidae. Gene Ontology annotation, cellular component: centrosome; cytoplasmic microtubule.
AUGCCCCCCACACGCCUUUGGCUAGGAUUGUACACUGGCACUUCUUCUUGUAAAUUAAAAUAUGUGAAAGGUGCACACUGUGUGUGUGUGUGUGUGUGUGUGUGUGUGUGUGUGUGUGUGUGUGUGUGUGUGUGUGUGUGUGUGUGUGUGUGUGUGUGUGUGUGUGUGUGUGUGUGUGUGUGUGAUGUGAAAAGUGACAUGGAGUGCCUGGGUCUCUUUAAAGAGAUGAGCUACAUCUCUGUAGGAGAUCCGUAUACUUCACCCAACAACCGUCCAUUCAAUGAGUCAGCCCAUCGUAGCCGGCAGAUGCAGGCGGGUAUCGCUAAACAACGAUGUGCUCUCCAGAACGGCUUUUUUGAUAAGUCCUUCAAACGGAUAUUUGAACAUGAAGCACUGAGUGACCCUCUAAGACUGGUCCGACAGAAUCGCAUCCAGCAGGCCAAUAAGAACCUGGGCAAGGCUUUCCUGCCCGGUAACAGGACCACGAAGCUCUGUGGUUCAGGUAGUUACUAUGGGACUCUGUCAGGACCAGUUGAAGCCAUGAGUUCACUGUCAGUCAACCAGAAAGCACAUCGCUCUCCUGGACGUGUCACCUCACCUCCAAAGAAAGGCAGUGGUUACAGCUAUCCCAAUGUGAUACUGUCCAAAAUUGAGCUGUAUGCCUCAGACCCUUACAGCAGAGCCAAAGAAGUACUGAAGGGUGGGCCCACAGGAUGGAUGGAUCGGAGGCACCACGUAGCUUCUUCGGGCUGUGCCUGGCCGGGCUCCGUGACAAACCCGGCCACCAGGCAGCCACUCCCACCAUCAUACAAGCCCCUCCUAGCUGCACAGAAGAUCUCAUCAAUCCCCUUCAAGCCCUCGUUCCUGAACAAAAAGAUUGGAGGUAUGAAAGUAGGGACUUUUGACACUUAUCCCUUACAUUCUCUUGAUCCGUACAUCCGUAUCAUUUGCCGUUCCAAACCAACUAUUCAAGAGCCAAUCUUCCGUCCUGCUCCUGGUCCUAAGAGCAUACCUGUCAAGAGUAUCAUCACUGUCAAUGUUAACAGGAGUGUGCACUCUGCAAACUACACCGCAACCAUUACAUCUGUGAUGACAUUAUGA